This is a messenger RNA of Aspergillus puulaauensis, 2670 nucleotides long. RefSeq lists its product as uncharacterized. NCBI's taxonomy places the organism in Eukaryota, Fungi, Ascomycota, Eurotiomycetes, Eurotiales, Aspergillaceae. Gene Ontology annotation, molecular function: protein binding. The record is from RefSeq and is a predicted model, not a curated record. The transcript has a single exon. The coding region runs from base 1 to 2670 and encodes 889 amino acids.
AUGAAGACCCCAUUCAUCUUCACCCAUUUCUUCCGUAGUCAUGGAGACUUUCGGUUUGGGCUGGCGUCAAGCUUUGCCUUGUCGUUGAUCUCCAAAGCCCUGGAUAUCCCUGAUGUUGUCGAAGCACCCGGGGCUGCGCAGGUGCUAGCUAAUAUAAAUGCCUUGAUGGCAAUCCCAUCCAGUAAAUGCACGCUGCAGCAACUGUUGGCGAUCCUGGAUCAGCUUUUGCAUCUGCUCCCGGCUGUCACUAUACUUGUUGAUGCUUUGGACGAGUGCCGGGAUAUUGAACCGCCAGGCGACGAUGCUCUUUCCAGCUUUCUGCGUCGCUCUGGCACACGCAAGGACUACCGGGUUAUCCUGUUCUCCACUAACCAUCAUUUUGACCUGGCCAGUGCAGCUGGUACGGACCACGCAAUCGCGAUGGAUGAGAAAGCCAUCGCCGGCGACAUCCGCCUGUAUCUGGAGAGUGAGAUUGACAGAGCUGGACUCGGGGACCUGCGAGACAAUAUCUUGCAAAAGGGCUUAGAAGAGAGCAGAGGUAUGUUUCUAUGGGUCGUUCUAAUGAUGAAGCACGUUAGAGCCGCGUGCAAUCUGAAAAAGUGUCGGGAGUCACUGGACGAGUUACCCCCAGGGCUAUUCCAGAUUUUCGACACGUCUCUUAGGAAGACUGCAGAGAGCUUGAGCCAGGAAGACCAUGAGUUGCGGUAUAAUGUCCUGCUCCUCCUGGUUGGGGCCCAUGAGAACCUCACGGCGGCCGAGAUUUCGACGGCCAUGGCCUUCUCCCCAGACACGCAUGAGCUCGACAGUGAAUUGAAACUGAUUAACGCGGAGACCCGAAUUGCGAGGGUGUGUCGCCCUUUUGUCGAGCUUACUCCUGACCGACGUAUUCAGUUCAUCCACAGCACAGUCAAGGAGUUCUUUCUCGGGGAGCAGGGCCGCUCUUCGCAGUGGCAGAGGAACGAUAGUGCCUUGCACUUAUCCUUGCAAGAUUGCCAUGAAUCGCUGGCACGUAGGACGUUGGCAUCGUUGACUCAGAGUGUGUAUCAAACCUGGCAGCAUUCCGCCAGACUCCUCCAACAGCAUCUGAUGCCGGGGGAAGACCUGGGUACAGGACUGGGGGAACCUACUACUAUCAGCCAGCACAAUGACUUUUACAAUUACUCUUGCCGCCACUGGCAGGAUCAUCUUACCAUGCUGGCAGAACCGGAUCAAAUCAUUCUUGAUUUAUUCCGCAAAUUCCUCCAGCAAAAUGGCUUCGUCGCUUGGUCCGAGGCGAUAGUUGAUCUGGCAAAUUUGAGUGCCCCUUCUGCUCAGGUUUCUGUGCGAGCGGCGCUUCAACAGUGGCAUUCAGUAACCCUGAAUCCCGGGCUGAGACCGAAGGCUCCCUUGGAUGGUUACUUCUUGGACGCGCAUCAGGCAUUGAGAGACGAGCUUGCCGAACAGGCGCAAAGCGCGGUAUUGCCUUACCUCCCUUUGGCUCGCCUCGGCGAAUUCUACAACGUAGGAGGAGAGACGGUUGAGGAAUGGGAACUUGGAUAUAGUUUCAAGAAAGAGGUGGUCAGUGGCUACGAAGCUACUUUAGGCAAACGCAAUCGGUUCACCCUCAACGCUAGAACGAGCUUGUACCAGGAGUAUCUCUGGAAGAUGCGAAUGGACGAGGCUAGGGAAGGGCUGGCUGAGGUUGCAAAGCUGCAGCUUGAGUCUGUAGGAACCGAGGUGCCGGACUAUUACACUACUCUUUUCUAUCUGGGAGCUGUGGAAUUCCAUCUUACCAUGUUCGAGGAUGCCCGUCAAACGUUGGGGACUUCUGCGGAUGGUCUAAAGCGGCUUCUCGGAGACGUCAACUCCAAGGCAAUCCAGGCAGAGCUUUUUAUUGGAUAUGCACUGGAGGCAGAAGGCCGCUUGAGUCUGGCAGCCGCUCUCUAUGAGGAGAUAUGGAACAAAUGGACGGGCAUUGCUGGUGGGGCCAGCGGAAUCAGCCUGAUGAUACAAACCGCCCAAGGCUCAUGCUGCAGAAAGAUGGGCUACUUGGAUACUGCCAGGGACCUACUUUACCAUUCCUGGACAGAGAGAAAGCACCUGUUCACGGUCGAAAAUAACGUCACUGUGGAUUCAGGUAUUCAACUGGCCAUACUGUGGCGGGACUUGGAAGACAGCCAAAGAGCAACGAACAUCCUGGCCGAAGUAGUGAAUUCCAGCAUCUUUCCAGCAGACUUCGAACGGUCGUGCCAGGUCGAACAUCUUCGUGCUCUGAUAGACUUCGACAGCGGUCGAUACAGGGACGGUGAGAACCGCCUGCGCCGUUGCUUGGAACAGGCAGAUAAUGGACACCAUGGUGUCCAUAAUAGAGAGCUUCUGUGGAUCCGGAUCACCCUCGCAGACACCCUUCGGCGUCAUGGAGAAGGCGAUGACGCUUUGAUGCUUUUCGCUAAUCUAGUGACGCGAUUGUCGUUGGCGGAUGAGCUUGUCGAUGAGCCUGAACCGCGCCACCAGUUAGAAACUGCAGAGGAAGCUCUCCGAUACUUAAAGUCCUAUAAUCAGGCCGCAGCAGCAGAGCUUCUCCAGCGCCAUCAGCUCAAAUGGAAGCGAACAAGAGAUUUCUGGGUUCUUCAAGGCGGCCCUAUAUCCGAUACCGCCUGGAUGGCUCCCCCUCGGGACGGUCCAGAUUAG